Molecule: messenger RNA, 3302 nt
Organism: Spinacia oleracea (spinach)
Lineage: Eukaryota; Viridiplantae; Streptophyta; Magnoliopsida; Caryophyllales; Amaranthaceae
Exons: 10
Coding region: 1531-3153 (540 amino acids)
Biological process (GO): proteolysis
Molecular function (GO): cysteine-type peptidase activity
Source: RefSeq, a predicted model, not a curated record
ACAUUACACACUGGAGCAUGGUUGAUGAGGAAAUAAAGGAAAGAUUUGAAGGAAAUAAUGCCCUUGGUCCAAGUAUGCAUUCUAUGUUAAGUCUAAUAAAUGCGGUUCAGUAUUAAUUAACAAGUUAAUAAUUCAGUGAGAUCAAGUGAGCUGAAUUCCUAGCUAGAGGCCGCUUCAGUUCAAGUGGAAUUAAUGAUAUUAAUCCACAGCUUACUCUUGACUGAACCCGUAGGGUCACACAAAUAGUACGUAAACGGAUCAAGUAUUUAAUGGCAUUAAAUACUCCAUCCAUGGAUAUUCGGAAUCGACGGAUCUUGGUUUCAGUGGGAGCUGAGAUCGUCACAAGGCAAGAAAUGAAUACUCCGGAAACGAUGAUAUUGCCGGAAACGGAAAUAUGGAUCGUAUCGGAAAUAUAAAUAUUAUCCAAGUCAUAGAUGUUGCCGGAAACGGAAACAUGGUACGUAUCGGAAAAUAUUAUCGGAAAUGGAAAUAUUGCCGGAAUCGGAAAUAUUGCCGGAAACGGAAAUAUUGUCAGAAUCGGAAAUAUUAUCGGAAUCGGAAAAUAAUUCCGGAAACGGAAAUAUUAAAUAUUUGUUCGAAACGGAAAUUAAUUCCGGAAUCGGAAAUAUUAAAUAUUGUUCGUAUCGGAAAUGAAUUCCGGAAUCGGGAAAUUAAUCGGAAGCGUAUCGUACGAAUUAGCAUCGGACGAGGCCUGCCAGACGAAGGCCCAGCACGAAGCCGGGCCAUCGCCCAGCAAGCCAGCGCGCCACAACGCACCAGCCAAGGCUGCGCCAGGCCCACCGCAAGGCAGGCCCAGUGCGCGCCAACGCUGCUGCAGCGUGUGGGCCUCGUGGCAAUGGGCUGCGAGCUCGCGGGCUGCGCGCGCGCGCAUGGAGCCCCUCGUGGGCUGCUGUGCGUGCGUGUGUGUGUUUGUGUGCUAUACGAAUCCUAAAGCUAUCAGGUUUCGACAUAUGAUUAAAUUCCUAAACCUAAAAGGAUGAAUUAAUUAAAUAAGAAUUCUAUUAGGAUUCUAGUUUAAUUAAUUCGUAUCCUAAUAGGAUUCCAGUUCCUUUUCCAUACCUCUAUAAAUAGGUGUCUAGGGUCAUAAUUUAUAGAGACAAUUCAAGUAUUCAAAGUGAUUUUUGAGAGCAAAAAUUCAGUCAUACAAUUGCCUACAAUAGCCGAAAAUUCUAAGUACCUUAAGGGCGAUCCUAGUUGGUCAAGCUUAAGGCGGAUCCGGACGUGCUGUGGACUAUCUACGGAGGGACGACAUUUGGAGUCCUAAAGAUUUGUUCUUGUUCGGUUCGGGCGCAGCUAGGGAAGGCACGCAACAAAGUUGAAAGAAAUCGAGCUAACCAAGCCAAGAAUUUGUAUCCCCAUCACUUGGGUCGCGGUGGAUAUGGAAAACUAGAAGAACGGUUUGUCCAAGAGCAACUGAAAAAGGCCAUGUUGUCUGGUGCAUCUUCUUCAAAGGGUGUUGAAUCAGGUUAAACACCUGUAGUAACUCCAAGACCUCGUUAUGAAAGGUGGAUGGAUGGAAGAAAGGACAAGAACGGGAAUAUCCCUAAUGAGAAAACGAAAUUGGUUGUAGAGAAGCUCAAUGAGCUAAGGGAAAAGGAAAAAUCAGGGGAGUUUGUUUCUCAUGGAAGCCAUGACAUUUUAACUGAAGCGCUUGGAAAUCCUGAUCAUGGAGGCCAUGUAAGGGGAGUGGGCGGAAAAGCAACGCUUACAUCAGUUUUUAAAAGAAAGAGGCGUUGUAAUCAAACAGAGGGUAUGCUUACAAUUAAACAAGUGGAAGAAAUUGCAAAUUUCCUCACUGAACAAGUAAGGGAGCAGACAAGGGCUGAAAUGAGAGUGGUUACCCUUGAUAUCUUGAAAUCUUGUGGUAUACAAGUACCUAAAGAUUUGGAGGUUAAUAUGAAUGUUCCCACUCGUAGUAGUUGUCAGUCUAUUGAUCCCGAUCCUUUCGCGAAUGGCUCUAAGAAGCCAAUUCCUUGUGAUAUAUUAGUACUUGAAGAAAGCUUUGGAAAUCGAGUUGUGGCAACAGGUACAUUGUUGAAAAGCGUACCAGGGGAGCUUGUUCAUGGUGUUCCUUUACUUGAAGAUCAUGUCAAGGUGAAAAUCCUAUAUGUUGUUGAAGGUGAAGAGAAUACACCUCUACCCUUGCCUUUUUUUGGGCACGAGUCCCUUGGUGAGAUAAAAGGAAGUUGGGCUCAGUGGCCUCGUUCACAAGUCAGAUUAUCCAUUGAGAACUUGAUCGAUCAACCACCACCACCAAAGAAGAUUAGAAAUAAUCUAAUGGAGGGUAAGAAACUAGUUGACGCUGGUUCAGCUGUUGAAUCUCGUUUUAAUGAUAAUGAAGAAGAACUCGCCCCCUUCCUUAUUGGCAAGGACAUGUUUUUAGCAUUGCCAAAUAGCUUCAAGCAAUUAUACAACUUGUAUAAGAAUCGAGAUGUUGAUUUCAGCGUUGAUGUUGAUUUCGAAGAGGAUAUCUUAUACUAUCCUGAUAAAGUUUCUUUUACUGCUUACGUGUUUGGUGAUGAUCUUAAGAAAUUACUGAACAUGGAAUACAUACGUACAUCUUGUGUGGAUAUCUGGAUAAGGUUUUUGCAAAACGAGAUCACGAAAAAUAAGCUCCAAGAAGAAGUUGGAUUUUUUUGUCCGCAUAAGCUAGGGCUGGUUAAACUUCGUCCCAGUAUCCACACAAAAUAUGUGAAUCAUUCAAUUACCAAGCAAAGUACGAAGAAAUAUAUACUUGCCCCGAUCCGUCAAGAUAAAUAUCAUUGGAUGUUGGUUGUGAUUUGCCUUGAAAGAGGGGAAGCCUUUUUCUUUGAUUCCAUGGCUGAUGGGUCGUUAGAGAAUUUGCAUACCAAAGGCUCCUUGUCUGUCGCAUAUAGGACUUUAAUGAACAUGGACAAAGGAUCUCGGAAAAUGAAGCUAACGUGGAAGGUGGUUAAGUGUCCUCGUUCUCAACAAGUUGGGCUAGUUGAGUCCGGCUAUUAUGUCAUGAAGUAUAUGGAUCAAACAGUAUCGCUUGUAUUGAAAAAGGAACGUGAUUUUCAAAAGCAUUUCACUCUGGAGGCAUAUACUCAAGAAAUUAUCGAUGAUGUUCGUGAAAGAUGGUGUAGAUUUUUCAUUGAUAAUUGUUUAUAGUUAAUUAAUUUUCCGUUUGACACUAAGUUGACAUAAACAUCUCAAAUUCGUGUCCAGGAUUUUCUAAUAUGUAAAAAUACAAAUUAAAGUAUUUUGUAUGACUUUUAUCAAUUUUUGAGAUUAUAUUGCAGUGGUUUGAAUUUUUAUUU